UAAGACGUGUCCCCCCUGAAGUAAAAGCUUGCGCAAAUAAAGAUUUACCAGAUUUUUUUUUAUUUUUUUUUACUGUCAGUUGCGCCAAACUAACCAUGCUGAAAUACAAGUGCUGAACAGUGUUUCAUUUCUGUGAUUAAAAAAAAAAUCCAACCUUGUACAAUGGUCAGUAAGUCUCCCUCAUCACUAGUGGUGACCGUCAUCAUAGCGUUGCUGUCUCUCGGGGUGGGGCUAGUCAUUGGCUACCUACUCCGCCCGUUUCCAGAGAACAGCAAGGAACACAAGAGCUUGGAAGGAUGGAUUAAUGACGUGGAAGGUGCGGGAGAUGACAAACUGGCAGCCCUGGAGAUGCUUAGAGACUGUGGUCAGCUGGCAAGAGAAGAUCCUGUCAUUAGCAAACACUUGAUUGAAAGUGACGUAGAAGCCUGUAGGGCCUUGACUUGUGAUAUCCCAUACCCGCGAACCUACGUCAUAUACAAACUCAGGGGCGAAGCCAUCGACUUAGAUGGCAAAUUGGAUGAGAAGGCUUGGAAAAAUGUGGGAUGGACUGAUUCUUUUGUCGACAUUCAAGGCAGAGGAUUGCCGUCGCCUCGUUUGGAGACAAAAGUCAAAAUGAGAUACGAUGACAGCUUUUUGUUCAUUGGUGUGUUCAUUGAGGAGCCAGACAUUUGGGCAAAUGUCUCGUUGCAUGAUGGGACAGUUUAUCAAGACAAUUCGUUUCAGAUCCUUAUGGACACAAGACAGAGUAAUGUUAACUACAAAGAAAUAACAAUCAAUGCAAAGGGAAUAAUAUCAGAUUUAAUGAUGACAAAGGCCUAUGUAGAUAGUGGAGAGCCAUUAACUUUUUGGGAGAGUGAUGUCAUGUCAGAAGUUCAUAUACAAGGGACACUCAACAAUCCUAAAAAACAAGAUGAAUACUGGACUAUAGAGAUGGCCAUACCAUUCACUGCCAUGUACCAAGGUUCUGGUGCAUCACUCAACAGAUCAGCUCCUGAACCUGGAGAGACAUGGAGAGCUAAUUUUCUUAGAGCGCAAUGGCCAAUAAAAAAUUUUGGAACCUAUUAUGAAAAGUUGACAGAUGCCAGUACCGAAUGGUGGGUCUGGCAAUCACCAGAAGUUAUCAAUGUCCACUUACCAGAGAGGUGGGGCUUACUUCAGUUUCAAGAUACAGCAAUCAACAGCACACGUUUUCAGACAAGUGACAGGUGGAUAACAACUAACGCCUUGCUGGAUACCUUUGCUGCUUUAAAAGCAUUUCAUGCAGUGACUGGGAGGUACACAGACAAAAAAGAACUGCUUCACUUGCCUCCAUACAUUGUCUCUGGCAAGUGUUUAGCUGACCUCAGCAUUGAGCUAGAUUGGUCAGGGUUCAAAGUCACAGCAAAACCUCUUGGCAAAAACAAAGAGGAAGGUCACACAAGGACAGAUCACUUCCUAUGGUUCGGAAAGGAAGAUAUGCAGUAUUUCUAAAACUAUUUUAUUUAUUAUUACUUCUGAAUAAUUAGCCUCUAUGCACAGUUAUAAACACUGCUUUUCGUUUUUUAUGAAGACCAGCACAAACUUAGAAGCGUCAUCUAAAUGUCUUCUAACAGAGCUAAUUGUAUCUGUAUUGUCUGUGUAUAAUGUAAACAUUGCUAUAUUUGAUAACAUGUGUAGUAUUUAUGAUGUCAUUGAGGUGAUUUUUGUUUUGUAAAUAGAAAGAGACUGGUGUUGGAUGGAAAAGUACAUUGAUGAUGAAUGAUUUGAUUAAAGUGAAUGCACAACUUAAA
Messenger RNA from Biomphalaria glabrata, 1769 nucleotides. RefSeq lists its product as uncharacterized. Lineage: Eukaryota; Metazoa; Mollusca; Gastropoda; Planorbidae. The transcript has 13 exons. Bases 163 to 1470 code for a protein of 435 amino acids. The record is from RefSeq and is a predicted model, not a curated record.